AAACUCCUUUUUUUCGGGGAACCAUCAGCUUCACCGUGCGUGAAGCUAGCUGAGUGUGUAAAGAAUCCGAGGAGAGCCGCCAACAAAUUUUCUUGUUCUAGAAUUUAGGAUGUAUUUACAGAGACUGAUAAGUGGGUCCACUGAUUAAAGGACCUAUAAGAGAAGCUUGCAGCCGCACCAUUCACUCACAUUCACCCUGCCCACCCCGAACAAUAAACAACAGCUUCACCCUCCUCCUCCAGUGCAGGCCGUCGGCGGCUGGCGGCGUCAUUUCUCCUCCUUCCUCUGGCCUGCCCUGCCCUGCCCUGCCCGCGCGAUAACCAUCUCUCGCAACUCCUCUUCGUACUCCUCGUCUCCAACGCCGGCAACAACUACAGAGCUUCAGCUUCCCAAGCGCGAGACAUGCGUGCGGAAACACAGACGGCGGAGUAGCGUAGCGCCACGAUGGGAUUGCCAAGCUGGUAGGUAGCCAAGAAGACAUGAGAUGGGGGCGUCCUUGGGCUCCGCCGCCAGCAAGGACCGGCAGCAGGAGCACGGCGGCGAGGCUCCGCGACCAGAUCCCUGCAAGAAGACGCGGCUCUCGUCCCCUCUCUGCACUAUCCACGGUAGCCACGGCCACCCGAGGCUGAUCCCAGGGCUCCCGGAUGAGGUCUCUCUGCAGAUCCUCGCGAGGAUGCCGCGGAUGGGGUACCUCAAGGCCAAGAUGGUCUCGCGGAGCUGGAAGGCGGCGGUGACCGGCGCGGAGCUGUACCGGCUGAGGAAGGAGCUCGGCGUGGCCGAAGAGUGGCUGUACAUACUGACGAAGGCGGCGGCAGGUGGGCAGAAGCUGGUCUGGCACGCUCUCGAUCCGGUUAGCAACCAAUGGCAGAGGCUGCCGCUCAUGCCUGGGAUCGAGUGCAGGAGUGGCGGCGUGUACGGGCUGGGCUUGCGGGACCUGGUGAGCGUCGGCGUAGGUAUCUUCGACGUCAUCAGAGGCUGGCUCGGGCAGAAGGAACUGUCAGGCGGCGUACCACCGUUCUGUGGCUGCGCCGUCGGCGCCGCUGGUGGCUGCCUCUAUGUCCUGGGCGGCUUCUCCGGAGCUUCCGCGUCGAAGCGCGUGUGGAGGUACGACCCCUCCGCCAACUCAUGGCGGGAGGUGAGCCCGAUGCGCGCCGGGCGCGCCUUCUGCAAGGCGAGCCUGCUGAACGACAAGCUGUACGUCGUGGGCGGCGUCAGCAAGGGCGAGAACGGGCUAAUAGCUCCGCUCCGGUCCGCCGAGGUGUUCGACCCGGCGACUGGGGCCUGGGCCGAGCUGCCGGACAUGCUGUUCUCCAAGUCGCAGGCCAUGCCGACGGCCAUAGCUGACCUGCUCAAGCCCGUCGCCGCCGGAGUGACCUCGUACGGGGGGAAGCUGCACGUUCCCCAGAGCUUCUAUUCCUGGCCAUUCGCCGUCGACGUCGGCGGAGAGGUGUUCGAUCCGGAGACGAACUCGUGGGAGCAGAUGCCUGCGGGCAUGGGCGAGGGCUGGCCUGCGAGGCAGGCUGGGACGAGGCUGAGCGCCGUUGUGGAAGGGGAUCUGUAUGCCCUGGAGCCGACGACCUCCUCUUCCGGCGGUUGUGAGAUCAAGAUGUACGACGCGCAGGAGGAUGCUUGGAAGGUCGCUGUGAGCCAGGUUCGUGCUGGGGCAUUUGACGAGUCGGACAGCCCUUGCUUGCUUGCUGCGUUUCUUGGAAAGCUCCAUUUGGUCGUCAAGGAUAUGGGCAGCAGGAUCAGUGUCGUGCAGAUGGACUCUCUGAUGAAGCCAGUGGAUUCGCCAGCCCUUUCGGCUGCCACGACAUGCCGAACCCCGGAUGUCUCCUCGGAGCAGACACAUGUCUGGAAAGCCAUUGCAUCGAAGAACAUUGCAGCUGCUGAACUUGUCAGCUGUCAGGUUCUCAGCAUCUGAGUUCGUAAAAUCGAGCUUCUCUGGAACUUCUUUGUGUAAGUCUGUGCAGUAGAUGUGUUUCUGCCACACAUCUGAACAUCAGAGACUAUUUCUUUCUUUCAGCAAUGCACAAUUGUUUGUGCAAUCUGCGUAAUUGUUAUCUGUGUAUAUAACAUCACAUAGAACUGAAUAAGGUUGACGCAGCUUUGUCCAAUCCCAAAGGCAACGGCGCCGACUCAAUCAAUCACCGGACCAAUCUGAACCCUGUUCAUUGUUCA
Zea mays is the source of this 2181-nucleotide messenger RNA. RefSeq lists its product as uncharacterized. Lineage: Eukaryota; Viridiplantae; Streptophyta; Magnoliopsida; Poales; Poaceae. The record is from RefSeq and is a predicted model, not a curated record. Bases 485 to 1924 code for a protein of 479 amino acids. Gene Ontology annotation, molecular function: protein binding. The transcript has 2 exons.